Messenger RNA from Doryrhamphus excisus (bluestripe pipefish), 3262 nucleotides. The record is from RefSeq and is a predicted model, not a curated record. Lineage: Eukaryota; Metazoa; Chordata; Actinopteri; Syngnathiformes; Syngnathidae.
AGGUGGUCAAUGGGUUACUGCGUUCGGAGUUAUGUACUAAAUUAAUUAAAAACGUAAUGAUUAGUAUCAUUAGUAAGAAUUCAUUUGAAUUAUUUACAUCACCACACAAAGGUUGGAAUUAACUAUUGUAUUUGUACUUUUUAAUGUGAAAUAAAGUCUAUAUUUAUAUGUGUAAUGUAGAGCAAUUAAAUCUGUUAUAUCAUAAUUAACUGCAUUCUUUCCAAUUAGUAUGAAUGAAAAUACAGGUCUUGUUAUGACACAAUUCAGUAUGGGAGUUAAAAUGUUAUGCUGGAGCCUAUCCCAGCUGUCUUUGGGCAACAGGCUGGGUACAUCUUGGACUGGUCACAUUAAAAUACAUAUAAAUUUAUAUUACAGUAAAUCUUAUUUUAUUACAAUACUGUAACUAUUAAUUAGAAAUCACACAUUUUGAAAUAUUUAAUUCGAGUUGUGAUUUGUCCUACUUUAUUUGACGGUCAUUGAACGCACCAUCAACAGUUCUCCAUACACAGGGAUGUAUGGGUGUAUUUGGAUGUAUUUCCCCUCUUUUUUUUUUUUUUCUUUCACCUCAUAUUUAAUUCGAACUGUGAUUUGUCCUACAUUUUUUGAUGGUCAUUUAACGCACCAUCAACAGUUCUCCAUACACAGAGGGAUGUAUGGUUGUAUUUCCCCUCUUUUUCUUUCCCCUCAUAUUUGCUCCCAAAUGCUGAUACUAUGAAGAAGGAAUGCAUAAAGGACCUUUUUGGAAGAGAACCAGGACCACAGCAUCACCGAUCCUCCGUCACGCUUCCCUACGGAUAUGAGGUGUGUCAAAACCAAAAAAUGCAUCCCUGUUGUCCCCUGCUGCUGUUACUAUGCGUGGUCCAGCUGCUCUCUCCCUCCACUGCCCUGCCCUUUGAGCAGAAAGGCUUCUGGGAUUUCGCCCUGGACAGUCUGGACAGUAUUGACAUGAUGGCCAUGAUGAAGGAUGAGGAAGAAGGCUCGGCCGUCGAAGAGGUGCCCCCGCCUGAUAUGCCCGUGUGCCCCUUCGGCUGCCACUGUCGACUCAGAGUGGUCCAGUGUUCUGACCUCGGUCUGUCUGAAGUGCCGAGUAAAAUUCCUCCUGACACCAGGUUCCUGGACCUUCAGAAUAAUCACAUCACCGAGCUUCGAGAGGAUGACUUCAAGGGUCUUACCAAUUUAUAUGGAUUAUCUUUGAGGAAUAACUACAUCUCCAGAGUCCACCCCAAGGCAUUUGCCCCUCUUAAAAGCAUGCAGAAGCUCUACUUCUCCAAGAAUCUUUUGACCACUAUCCCCAAGAACCUGCCUGCCUCCUUGGUGGAGAUGAGAAUCCAUGAGAACCUCAUCAGGAAGGUGCCAGCUGGUGCCUUCUCAGGACUGGUCAACAUGAACUGCAUAGAAAUGGGAGCAAACCCCAUCCAGAACAGUGGAUUCGAACCUGGUGCCUUCAAAGGACUCAAACUGAACUAUUUGCGUAUAUCAGACAGCAGACUGACUGGAGUACCCAAAGAUCUCCCUGAGAGCCUCCACGAGCUUCACCUUGACCACAAUGAGAUCCAGGCUGUCGAACUCGAGGACUUGAAACGCUAUAAGAACUUAUUCAGGUUGGGUCUCAGUUUUAACCACAUCCGCAACAUUGAGAGCGGAAGUCUUGCCUUUGUGCCACGGCUUAGAGAGCUGCACUUGGACAACAACCUUCUCUCCGGUGUUCCAAAGGGCCUCCCAGAAAUGAAAUACUUACAGGUCGUUUACCUCCAUUCCAACAACAUUGGCAAAGUGAAGAUGGAUGACUUCUGCCCUAAGGGAUUAGGAACAAAGCGGGCUUUCUACAAUGGCAUCAGCCUUUUCGGCAACCCUGUCAACUACUGGGAGGUGCAGCCGGCAACAUUCCGCUGUGCUAGUGACCGGAAUGCUGUCCAGUUUGGAAACUAUAAAAAAUAGAAAAAGGGGAGGGGUAGUUUGCUUGGAGAUGCGGAGCAUUAGAGGCAAAAUUAAUAAACAACUAAAUUCAUUUGAAUAGAAGAAAGGGGAUAUUAGAAUGUGUCAAGGAAAAAGUUCUUCUUUUGGAAGAACGUAUGAUCCCCCCCCCCCCAAAAUGGGUUCCAAAUUCAUCCAAAUUCCAAUUCAUGGUAUAAUAAUUGGACAAUUGUACACACUCCAUUUUGCAACCAAUUCGAUACUACAGUAAACCUCGGAUAUAUCGGAUUCAAUUGUUCCCACUGGUUUUGUCCGAUAUAAGCGAAAUCCGUGAUAUACGUAGACCGGAAAAUGUCCGUUUUACGCAUAUAUCGGAUUCACAUCCGGUAUAUGCGUAAAUGGGAUUUUAUCCGUUAUAAAAAGGCACUUCCUUGACUAUGUUUCCAAUGUACCUGGACACGCAGGCAACGCUGCAAACGCUGCAAAUGACGUCGUAUAGCCGCCUGUCACGAUUCGGCGAAUCGGAGCGCCACGAUGCGGCCCAUCCGAUAUAUGCGAGGGAAAUUUAAUGGAAAUGCAUUGGAACGGGACUGGAGAUUUUGUCCGAAAUAGGCAAAAUCCGUUAUAAAAAAAAAUCCGAUAUAUGCAAUGAAUUUUUAUUGGAAAUGCAUUACAGAAAAAUCGGUUCUUUUUUUAUCUGUCCGUUGUGAGCGAAUUUCCGAUAUAUCCGAGGUUUACUGUAAUUCAAGUUUAGUUUCUUUCUACUUCACAUCACAGAAUAUUUCGCUUGUCUGGAAGUAUAUUCCUUGAAGGGGCACACUACAUUUGCUGAGGUGUGCAAACACACACACACACACACACACACACAUCGGCUUUGCUUCGGUACAUUGAAAGCAUCGUGUACACUUAGUGCUGCAAACGAGAGUGACGUUUAUGCAUUGUUUUGCACAGUUAUUUCUAUUGAGCUCGACCUGCUUGAUAGUGCAAAAGCGCUUUGACCGUAGACAUGUUGCCUUGUCUCCGCUGUGUAAUCUGACAAGUAAUCUGCUGCAUGUGAAUAAAAAAAAAAAAAUUUCUAACCUGCUCAUGAAGCCAGAGAUCAACACCUUGGGUUGAAUGUCAUAUUGAUGAACCGAUAAGGAGGGGAGCAAAGAAAGAAUGAAUCAAACAACAUUUGUAUUAUUAUUAUUAUUAUUAUCAUUGUGAUGAUUUGCAUUUUACAUUUAAAUUUAAAUUCAUAUUUUAUGAUAAAUGGUGCUAUAUGUCAUUUUUUUUUCAGUGUAAACCAUCACAGAAUCCAAGCAAUAUUAUCAACAGAAUGCAAAUAAAUUAUGUCAAAGAUGUCUAU